CAUGAACUGGAGGAGGCAUCRGAGAGGGCUGAUCUCGCUGAGUCCCAGGUCAACAAGAUGAGAYCCAAGAGCAGAGACAUGGGCUCAACGAGCAAAGAAUAGUGAAGAGAAGAUAUGACUCAGAAGACUCCUAAAAUAUGAGUUUUUAAUGACUUAUGUACUAUGCAUGCUUGGCUCACUGUAUGUGCUGUAUUAUUAAACUCACAUAAUAUGGGUUUUGUGUGUAGUAGACCUAUGAUAUAAGCUCCUUUGGAAAGAAUAGUCCAUUUCUACCUGAAGUAUAUUGGCGCCGCCUUGUGGUUAACACCCGUUGUAUUUUCUAGAUUGCGACACUAAGAUGAUUUUCGACCUAAUAAAUAUGGCUAUGGUGUAUGUUACAAAGAGCAUAGGCUCGCCUACCAUGAUUGUGAGUUCUGCACUACGUUUAAUUGCAAAAUAAAUUGUGGCACACAUUCAAAAAGUAUGACUACGUAGCUGCAUUCAUUGGACGUGCAUAUCAUUGAUCGGUGGAGCUCCUUUUCAACAGUUCACGUUAUGGCAAAGUCACAUUAUUUUACACGGUCGCCUUGUCAACCCUUCAUAAACAAUCGCGUCUUGGAGAAGUGAUUCAAUUGACAAAGUACAUUACAUUUCAAUAGGCACAGCCUUGGUGAAAGUUGCUAAUUGARUACUAAUCCCCACAACAUAACUCAUGUGCAAAAAACGGAAGCGAGUACCGAGUUAUCUCAUAGAAAAGCGCAAUAGGAAUUGAAGGAGCACAGACUUGACUGUGGAGUUUGCGAAAGGGAGUUCACACAAACGGAGAAGCGCCCAUAUACACACGCUCAGAACGCAUCUGCGCUGUGUUCAGGAUUUUACAGGAUUCUUUUGACAAGGGAUACCUUUUCAUUCACUCAGAAAGUACUUUAACCAGAUUCGCAACAUGUUGGAUUGUUGUCAUUGAUGCGGUAACUAAUCAACAUUACAAGUUUGACAAGAAAGAGCCAAGUGAAUCUCGAGGAAGGGGAUAAGUCUGUGUGAAUCUACGCGCGGACCCGACGUUAUACCGGAGAAGAUAACGAUGUCUGGAUCUUACUGCAAAAGUUUAUACUCCUUCAGCGGGGACCAACAUCAGCAGGGUUUGACUUUUGAAGUUGGAGAAAUCCUAAAGAUAGUUCAGCCGUUGCCAGGCGGCUGGUGGGAAGGAGAGCUGGAUGGAGUCAGGGGAUGGUUCCCAGCAAGUUAUGUUCAGGUCUUAGAGAAAACUGCGUCUAUGACCUCACUGCCUGUUGAGGACCUCGGAGASCCUCUCCCUCAACACUGGAAGUGCUACAUGUCACCACAAGGGCGGCACUACUAUGUCAACACAGCCAGCAACGAGACAACGUGGGAGAGACCUUCCAGUGUACCUGGGACUCCCAAAACCCCUUUGAAACACAAGAACUCACUACCUACAGUGAACGGGUUUCACUCCAGUGGCGGUACGUUGCAUCAGAGUGAACACUCCCACAUCAGUCUGGUCAAAAAGCCCAGUUCCGAACUACAGAAUCCAGGUCCUACAUCACCCACCAGGAGACAGAGCAAAGAGACUACCAUCACAAUUAACUGUGUAACGUUCCCCCUCCCUAUGAGUAUGCCUGAGCAGCAGCUGCUGAAGCCAGAUGAGUGGAGCUACUGUGACUACUUCUGGGAGGAUAAGAAGGACCCUCAGGGGACAAGCUCUAUCUCAGGGUUUGAGGUCUUACUGCAGAAACAGCUGAAGGGGAAACAGAUGCAGAAAGAGAUGGCCGAGUUUAUACGAGAAAGAAUAAAGAUCGAAGAAGAAUAUGCCAAGAACCUCUCCAAGCUGUCACAGAUUCCCCUCGCAGGACAGGAGGAAGGGUGAGUGAGC
Salvelinus sp. IW2-2015 is the source of this 1870-nucleotide messenger RNA. Its product is annotated as growth arrest-specific protein 7. Gene Ontology annotation, molecular function: actin filament binding. Lineage: Eukaryota; Metazoa; Chordata; Actinopteri; Salmoniformes; Salmonidae. Gene Ontology annotation, cellular component: actin filament; plasma membrane; cytoplasm. The record is from RefSeq and is a predicted model, not a curated record. Gene Ontology annotation, biological process: actin filament polymerization; neuron projection morphogenesis.